Glycine soja is the source of this 1499-nucleotide messenger RNA. Its product is annotated as probable xyloglucan endotransglucosylase/hydrolase protein 6. Gene Ontology annotation, biological process: cell wall biogenesis; xyloglucan metabolic process. Bases 274 to 1152 code for a protein of 292 amino acids. Lineage: Eukaryota; Viridiplantae; Streptophyta; Magnoliopsida; Fabales; Fabaceae. The transcript has 4 exons. Gene Ontology annotation, molecular function: xyloglucan:xyloglucosyl transferase activity; hydrolase activity, hydrolyzing O-glycosyl compounds. Gene Ontology annotation, cellular component: apoplast; cell wall. The record is from RefSeq and is a predicted model, not a curated record.
GGCAGCAGAGAAGUAAAGGAGCCAAACAAGAAUACAAACUGUUGGGUAGGCCCUAAUGACCCCCAAUCCAUUAGCUGUAUGGAAAGCUAAGGCGUGUUUUGAGACACAAUAUUUCAAUUCAAUGCUACUCUCAAAACACAAACAAUAACAACAACAACAACUCUUGUUAAUUCCCUUCCCUUCCUUUUCCUUUUCCUUUGUUUUCCCAUAUAAAUAAGACUCUACCCUAACCUUCCAUUUCACAACAAAAAAAUUCUUCAGUUCACUAUAUCUAUGGCAAUGUUUUACCAAUUUAGGAAUGCUGGUGUCUUUUUUUUCCUUUGUGUUCUUCUCUUAUCUGGUGUGUGUGUUUUGGGUCGACCAGCCACUUUUCUACAAGACUUUCAUGUCACGUGGUCUGACUCCCACAUCAGGCAAUUUGAUCAAGGCAGGGCAAUCCAACUCAGACUUGACCAAAGCUCUGGAUGUGGGUUUGCUUCCAAGGUGAAGUACAUGUUUGGGCGUGUUAGCAUGAAGAUCAAACUCGUCCCUGGAGACUCUGCUGGCACAGUCACUGCAUUUUAUUUGAACUCUGACACGAAUUAUGUUCGUGACGAGCUUGAUUUCGAGUUCUUGGGGAACCGUACUGGGCAACCUUACACAGUUCAAACAAACAUCUACGCUCAUGGAAAGGGUGACAGAGAACAGAGGGUCAACCUCUGGUUUGACCCUGCUGCGGACUUCCACACCUAUUCAAUUCUCUGGAACCAUCACCAUAUUGUAUUCUACGUGGAUGAUUUUCCAAUCAGAGUAUACAAGAACAACGAGGCCAGGGGGAUUCCAUACCCAAAGAUGCAAGCAAUGGGAGUGUAUUCAACAUUAUGGGAAGCAGAUAACUGGGCCACAAGGGGUGGAUUGGAGAAAAUAGAUUGGAGCAAAGCACCAUUCUAUGCUUACUACAAGGACUUCGACAUUGAAGGAUGUGCAAUGCCAGGACCUGCAAACUGUGCCUCCAACCCAAGUAACUGGUGGGAAGGGGCUGCAUACCAAGCCCUUAACUCCAUUGAAGCAAGAAGGUACAGGUGGGUUCGUGUGAACCAUGUCAUCUAUGACUAUUGUAAGGAUAAGUCAAGGUUCCCAGUGACCCCACCAGAGUGCCUUGCUGGCAUUUAAUUAAAUUAAUUUUCGGUGGUUUCUCAACAUUCAUGCAUGCCUCACUUAUUAUAUGUUGUUUUUUUUUUUUUUUGUUCCUUUAUUUUACAUUACACUGUUUUUGUUGUGUUGUGUACACAUUGUGCAUAUAACAAAUUAUUCUUGGGUCCGAGCUCGUACGUUGGACGAAGCCUAUGUUCGAAUCUGACGGGGCAUUUGUUGUUUGAGUAAAAAGAAAAAAGAAAAACCUCUUCAGGUCCUCUUUCUUUGUAUUUUAGUGCGCGUAUAUUGGUUGUGAUAUAAGAAAGCUUUGUAAUUGUACUCAUUAUUGGGAUGAAAUGAAAUGAAAUUUAUUGUUAUUGUUUUUU